Molecule: messenger RNA, 447 nt
Organism: Ambispora leptoticha
Lineage: Eukaryota; Fungi; Glomeromycota; Glomeromycetes; Archaeosporales; Ambisporaceae
Source: the annotation of a GenBank genome assembly
AUGGAAUCAGGACCCCUUGUCACAAACAAUAGUUUAAUUAUAAAUAGAAAUUCUAUUGUAGUACAUGAUGGAACUGAUAUUAUUACGUUAUUCCAAUACGUACCAGAAACAGACCUGGACCUACCUACACAACAUUUGGAAAAUGUUGAUGAUUUCACAGAAGUAAAAGAAGAAGUUUUUAUUCGACACAACCCUCUAGUUAGAAUAAACUUUAAAGAAAAACUCAGAGAAAUUGUUAGUCAACUAAAAGAAGAGAGCCAUAGAAAAUUAUGUGAUCAACAAAUUCGAAUGUUAGAAACAUCGUAUUAUCUAGAACAGCUAAAGAAAGAAGCUGAUAGUAGUAAGGAAAAGAUACAGAAGAUUCAUAAUAAUCUCAAGAAAGCUUUAGGACCUAGAUGUGCUGCCCAAGCAUGGAAAUGUGCUGAACAGAUUUACCAACUUCUCCAA